Cicer arietinum (chickpea) is the source of this 1452-nucleotide messenger RNA. RefSeq names its product chalcone synthase 1-like. Gene Ontology annotation, biological process: polyketide biosynthetic process. Lineage: Eukaryota; Viridiplantae; Streptophyta; Magnoliopsida; Fabales; Fabaceae. Gene Ontology annotation, molecular function: acyltransferase activity, transferring groups other than amino-acyl groups. The record is from RefSeq and is a predicted model, not a curated record.
UCCAAUUCACUUCAAUUUGCACUACUUAAACCUUCUACCAUCAUAUCAUAUAUUUCCUACUUAGAAAACUAUAUACUAAAAUAUUAUUAUUAUUAUUAUGGUGAGUGUAUCUGAAAUUCGCAAGGCUCAAAGGGCUGAAGGCCCUGCAACCAUCUUGGCUAUUGGUACUGCAAAUCCACCAAAUCGUAUUGACCAGAGUACUUAUCCCGAUUUCUACUUUAAAAUAACAAAUAGUGAACACAAGAUCGAACUAAAAGAGAAAUUCCAACGCAUGUGUGAUAAAUCUAUGAUCAAGAGUAGAUACAUGUACCUAACAGAAGAUAUUUUGAAAGAGAAUCCAAACUUUUGCUCUUACAUGACACCUUCUUUGGAUGCUAGGCAAGACAUGAUGGUUGUGGAGGUACCUAGACUAGGAAAGGAGGCUGCAGUAAAGGCUAUAAAAGAAUGGGGUCAACCAAAGUCAAAGAUUACACACUUAAUUUUUUGCACCAUAAGUGGUGUUGACAUGCCUGGUGCUGAUUACCAACUCACAAAACUCUUAGGUCUUCGUCCAUAUGUUAAAAGGUACAUGAUGUACCAACAAGGAUGUUUUGCAGGUGGCACUGUGCUUCGUUUGGCGAAAGACUUGGCUGAGAACAACAAAGAUGCUCGUGUGUUAGUUGUUUGUUCUGAAGUUACUGGAAUCACAUUUUGUGGGCCUAGUGAGUCUCACUUGGACAACCUUGUUGGACAAGCAUUAUUUGGAGAUGGAGCUGCUGCAGUUAUUGUUGGCUCUGAUCCAAUUCCUGAAAUUGAGAAACCUUUAUUUGAGUUAGUUUGGACUGCACAAACAAUUGCUCCAGAUAGUGAAGGAGCUAUUUGUGGUCAACUUCGUGAAGCUGGACUAUCAUUUCAUCUUCGUAAAGAUGUUCCUAAAAUUGUGUCAAAGAAUGUUGAAAAAGCAUUGGUUGAGGCAUUUCAACCAUUAGGCAUAUAUGAUUAUAACUCAAUCUUUUGGAUUGCUCACUCAGGUGGACCAGCAAUUCUAGACCAAGUUGAACAAAAGUUAGCCUUGAAAGCUGAAAAGAUGAAAGUCACUAGGGAAGUUCUUAGUGAAUAUGGUAAUAUGUCAAGUGCAUGUGUACUAUUUGUCUUAGAUGAAAUGAGAAAGAAAUCAGUGCAAGAUGGAUUUAAGAGCACAGGAGAAGGGCUUGAAUGGGGCGUCUUAUUAAGCUUUGGUCCUGGACUUACUAUUGAAACAAUUGUUUUGCAUAGUGUGGCUAUUUGAGAUGCUUUAUUGUUUUUUUAAUAAAAUAUCCUUGCAAUUUUAAUAAUUUUGAUAAAUUACUAAAAUAAAUCAUCUUUGUUAAUUGAAUCCAACUUGUUAGGGUGUCUUUAAGUAUUCCUUUUGUGAGUUGGAUUGUUUGGUUUUACUAAAAGACUCGUGGGAAAUAAAGUUGAGGAAAUAUUUUU